AUAGGCCACAAUAAAGAUGACCACGUAUGAAAAUUUAAUGUCCGCGCCAGAGAACAGCAUAGAAUUAAGGAAAAAUAAAAUACAAUGAAACAAAAUGAAUGCAUUAUAACGGGAAAGCGCACAAAGGAUAUUUAUAAUGCAUGAAUGGAAUGGGGGAGUAGAAAUUUAUUAAUAAAAUGGAGUAUACUUCUAUUAUUGCACUGGUAGUAAUAAGAAAAAGGUAUGAUAAUAAAUUUCCCUGUAAAAUGCAUGCCAAAGUAUAAAUAAUGAAGCGCAAAAGAAACAAACUCUACAGAAAUAUAUUACAUUUUGAAUGAACGUAAGAGAAUAAUAUAUUACAAGUACUUACAAAUAAAUCAAAAUAUCCAAAUGCUGAAACUGCUGCAGCGGAAGAUUGCUCGGCAAGCAAACAACACUGCCGCAUAAUUGUCCACCAUGUGCCAAACGCACUCCUUCAAUAAAACAAUUAAACAAAAAACGAAGUUUAAUAACAAGUAAGAGGUUUCAUAGCUGCAUCAUCCCUCUGUCAUCCUUGGCUCAGCUCAGAACGUAAUUUUAGCAAUUUUGGAUAGUCAAAACUAAAGCCAAUCGUCGUUGCACGUAAUGAAGACAUUCCCCUGCACGUCUGCGACGCAUUUACUAUCGUUAUCGUUAUCGCGAUCAUUAUUUACAAUUAUUCUUUUACUAUUAAUUGGAAAUUUUGAUUUAAACAUUUUGUUGUUGCCAACAAGCAGCAAUCAAAGCAGUAUCGGCAAAGUCUCAGCGGAAGUAUUCACUUUGGGUUACUUAACAGGCUCGCAGCGAAGUCCGGGAAAUUUGGACUAUCAGCGACCAGGCAUCACCAUCUCAGGCGCCAUUACACUCGCCGUGUCACAAGUCAAUGCUGGCAAACUUAAAGCACUCGGCCAUUCGCUGGAGUUCAUUGUGGCGGAAACAUACGGCGAUGAAGUGUCGAGCAUACGCCAAACAGCUUCAUUGUGGACGAAACAAGUAGCCGGCUACAUCGGGCCACAAGAGACGUGUGUGCACGAGGGUCGCAUGGCGGCCGCCUUCAAUUUGCCAAUGAUUUCAUACUAUUGUAUGCACCGCGACACGUCCAAUAAGCAAGACUUUCCCACUUUUGCGCGUACUCGUCCACCUGAUACACAGAUAUCCAAAUCGGUGGUUUCUCUGCUGUUAGCCUUUAAUUGGACGCAGGUAUCAUUUUUGUUUCUGGACAGUCCACAUAGUCCCUAUCACCCGGUUGCGGAGACAAUACAAAACAUUUUGCAUAAUGCAGGAGUGAAUAUACGCGACGUACAAACCUGGAACACCAUUUAUCACCAUGGCUUCAUGGCGAACCCUUUCGAUGACUUGGUGGAGCGCACCUACAAAAACACUCGCAUUUAUCUCAUUCUUGGCCAUUACUAUGAGCACGUCGGCCUGAUGGUCAGUCUGGAGCGCAAAGGUCUACUCGCCAACGGUGAAUACUUUGUCGUCGGCAUCGACAUUGAACAAUAUGACCCAGCAAAUCCGGAUAAGUAUUUGCGCGGUUUGCUGUUGGAGAAAAUCGAUUUAAGCGCAGAAGUGGCUUUCCAAUCGUAUGUGGGCAUCUUCCCAACAGCGCCGGCCUCUUUUGCCAAGUUUGCCAAGGAGGUGAAUAAAUACAUGGAACUGCCACCGUUCAAUUUCCCCAACCCUCUAGGCUAUUUUGGGGGAGCAAAGCAGAUCAGCGCCGAAGCUGCGUAUCUCUACGAUGCUGUUCAUUUGUAUGCAAAUGCGCUAAUAAAAGUUUUGAAGUCUGGUGGCAAACCCAAAAAUGGCACCGCUCUUAUUUCAGCCAUAAAAGGUUCGAAAUACUUGAGCGCCAUGGGCUACCACGUCUAUAUCGAUGAGAAUGGCGACGCAGCUGGCAAUUAUACAGUAUUAGCGCGGGGCUAUGCGCGGAAUAGUAGAAAUCUGACACUUCCUGGCCUAGUGCCGGUGGGGACAUUUAGUCAAACACAAAGUGAUAAAUUACCUGAUCUCAAUUUAUAUGGCAAAAUCCAUUGGGUGAGCGGGCAUGGGCGUCCAGCAGCGGAGCCGAAAUGCGGUUUUGCGGGCGAGAAGUGCAUUAGUUAUACGGGCGAGAUAUCCGCGGGUAUCGCUGGUGGGGCGUUGCUGCUGCUCGGGAUUAUCUCGUUGGUUUUGUAUCGUAAUUGGCGCUACGAACAGGAGCUGGAUAGUUUGUUGUGGAAAAUUGAUUUUCGAGAAGUGCAAAUGCAUGAAAGCGAAAAGGAAACGUCUAGUCAAAAGCAAACAAGGGCCACACAUCCUCUCAUACGCACCAGUCAGGUGAGCCUGAGUUCAAAUCCCGAUGCUGAUUUUCGUUAUACGACAAUUUUCACACCCAUUGGACUCUACAAAGGUCAGCUGUACGCCAUUAAAAAAGUACGAAAAAAAUCGGUUGAUAUAACGCGCGAAAUGAAGAAGGAAUUGAAGUUGCUCCGCGAUACACGCCACGACAAUAUAUGCGCUUUCAUUGGUGCCUGCACAGAUCCACCGAACAUUUGUAUCAUCACUGAGUAUUGCACAAGAGGCAGUUUGAAGGAUAUAUUGGAAAAUGAGGACGUCAAGCUGGACAACAUGUUUAUCGCAUCAAUGGUCGCUGACAUCAUACGUGGUGUCAUCUACUUACAUGAAUCGCCCAUUCGUUUUCAUGGUUCGUUGUGCACCUCCAACUGCCUCAUCGAUUCACGCUGGGUUGUUAAGCUGACCGAUUUCGGGCUCUUCGCCUUCAAAAAGGGAAUGGAGGACAACUCAACGGAAGUCGCAAACAUGACGGCUAAGUGCACAAAGUUACUUUAUCGUGCACCCGAGUUGCUGCGACAAGGACCUGCGACCCUCGUGCCCGGUACACAAAAAGGUGAUUCAUAUUCCUUCGGCAUUGUGCUGUAUGAAAUUCAUAUACGCCAUGGUCCUUUCGGCGAAACCGGACUCACGCCCAUGCAAUGCCUGCAAAAAGUACUCCAACCCCAAGAUCAUCUUUACCCAUAUCGUCCGUCGUUGCAACCAUUGGAAACCUCUUUCGAUUGUGUUCGUGAAAUUUUGCGUGAAUGUUGGUCCGAACGUCCAGAAGAACGACCCGACUUCAAGACGAUACGCGCUAAAUUACGUCCCCUCCGCAAGGGCAUGAAACCGAAUAUAUUUGACAAUAUGAUGGCUAUGAUGGAGAAAUAUGCGAAUAAUUUGGAGGCGCUGGUCGAUGAACGCACCGAUCAAUUGCAAGAGGAAAAGAAGAAGACUGAUGCGUUGUUGUUGGAAAUGUUGCCACGCCCCGUUGCGGAGCAAUUAAAGAAGGGGAAUAAAGUGGAUCCGGAGAGUUAUGAGCAAGUGUCGAUAUAUUUCAGUGAUAUUGUGGGCUUUACAGCGAUGUCGGCGGAGAGCACGCCAUUGCAGGUGGUAGACUUCUUGAACGAUUUGUAUACCUGCUUUGAUUCCAUAAUCGGACACUAUGAUGUGUACAAGGUCGAAACGAUUGGGGAUGCAUACAUGGUGGUCUCUGGUCUACCGAUCCGCAAUGGCGAUUUGCACGCCGCCGAAAUCGCUUCGAUGUCCCUCCACCUGCUCAGUGCCGUGUCCGAAUUCAAAAUACGUCAUCGUCCCACCAACAAACUGCUACUGCGCAUAGGCAUACACACAGGCCCCGUAUGCGCCGGUGUGGUGGGUUUGAAAAUGCCACGCUACUGUCUAUUCGGUGAUACUGUGAACACUGCAUCCCGCAUGGAAUCGAGCGGUGUGCCACUGAAGAUACACUGUAGUCAACAGUGCCGCGAGUUGCUGGAAAAGUUGGGUGGCUAUCAUUAUCAGGAACGUGGCGUCAUCACUAUGAAAGGCAAAGGCGAUCAGCGCACCUAUUGGCUGUUGGGGGAAGACGAAGAGGCGCGCAAUAAACGCAACUAUGAACGCUCGCAGCGACGUGGUUCGCGAGCGCUUAACAAAUUUAUACAGGGUACCAUUAAGCAGAAAGGUCAGCAGCAGACAACAUCAGCAUUGGUGGAUUAUGGAAUACGUUCGUCGUUGAAAAAUAAGGGCAUGCCGCGCAACUCGCUUACGCGUUCUUCCAGCCUAGAAUCACCUAAGAAAUUACGCUUUGCUACUGGCAGUCUGCUCGAGCAUCAUCGCUACCACAGCGAUGAGGCGCUCUUGGAGGUCAUCACCGAUUCGUAUACGGGUGUGCGGCGUUCUUCCGGCGGUUCGACGCAUUCACGUUACGAGGAGUCAACACUCUCUGGUGGUAGCAACGAUGAACUUACCAGCUGGCAACGUCAACGCAGACCCUCCUCCUAUCCAACAGCUAAUACGCCACUGCUGCUCAAUCAUGUGGAGACCUGACAGAGUGCGAAAGAAGAGUAAGGCAAGAGCAAAGGCAAUUGUGCCGAGGAAAGGAAAGAAUCAAAUACAGGAAUUUAGUAGACUAUUUAAAAAAUUAGUGUAUUCAAGGAAAAGUUAACAAGAAGUAGUUAAUUAUUUUCAUUUUAGUAUUUCUCAGCUGUAAGCAAUUUCAGGUUCGGAUAGCGAUGCAGGAACGUAUUUUAGUAGUAUCAGUGUAUGUACUUAUUGUAUCUACUGUGAAGUGAAAGUAAGCUUAAAGCUGUGCGGCAUAUACUUAUAAUUACAACAACUCAUGCAUUUGGAAAACUUAAAUUUUCAAUAACUACAAAUGAAUUUAAAUUACUCGUAAUUAAUUGUUAAGCAUUUUAAGUAAUAUUUAAAGAAAUAAGUUUAAAAAAAAUAAAUUAGUGUUACUCGUUGGUGAUUGCCAAGUUCUAGUCGUUCGUUAAGUGUAAAAUAUAUUAAUAUUAAAAAAAUAUUAUAAAAAACUUAAUAACAAGUAUGGAAGAGUUUAGGUGCGAGUGAAAUAUCGCGCAUUUUCUUUCGAAUAAAGGGUCACACGAAAUUAGCUGUAAAUCACUGUAGGUAUUUAGAGUCCAUUUAAUUAAACUCACUAUUUUUCUAGCGGCCACCGUGUCCGAAUGAGUUGGUGCGUGACUACUAUUCGGUAACCCCUCGGCAAGUAAUGACAAACCUCCGAGUGUAUUUCCAUCUUGGAAAAGCUCAUCAUAAAGCAUAUUAGUUUGGGGAAAUACAAAUCCAUUAUUUUUGCGAAAAUGGUUUAAAAUUGUUUUAUGGUCGAUUUUUAGCUCCUGAGCGAUGCUACAACUACUAACAUGUCGGUAAAUUUUUAUUAUUUCCGUAAUUCUGUCGACAUUUUCUUUAACAUCAAAAAUGCCUGAACGGAAUAGACAAAAUCAAACUUGCACGUAAUUAACUGUUACAGUAUCGGCGCCAUAACAAAACAAAAAAAAAAAAAACACUAUUCACAAUUUCAGCGGCCCAUAUGUACCGAACUCUCUCUUUGUUGACUGCCAUUGUUAGUACGCUGUAACUCACAAUUGAAUGGGACAAACAGAAAAGAGCAAACGAAUUUCUUUAGUGUGAAACAUCAUCUUCACCACGAGUAUAAACUUUUAAUGCUUUGAUCGAUAUUUUAUGAGAUAUCGAUCACAACACCCAUCUACCGAGAAAAUAGUGCUACAGAGAAAUAAUAUAGGCAAUAGGCGAACAUUAGCGCCAAUUAAGAAGAAGAAGAAGAAUAGGCGAACAUACGGAUGUGCAAAAUUUAAAUGCUGUUUACUCUUAAACAUCUAAAGUUUCCGUUUAAGCUGUAAGUUGCAGCCGAUAAAUACGAUUAGAGAACGCAUAAACGAUAAGAUGGAACGAAAAAAAUAAACAAAAACAAAUCUGUAACAACUGAACGGGAAUACAGCUCUGGAGAGUUAACAUUUGAAUAAAGGUUUAAUAGCAUUAACAUUCUCUGGUUUAACAGAGGUGUACAGAAAAAAAAAAUACCAAUACGGUUUAGACGCGAUAGAAGUGAAACCUUCCGUAAAACAAACUGAGAGAGAAUGAGACGAAAGCAGCAUUAGGAGGUUCAUUAUAAUAUUGCUAUAAAGUUCAUAUUUUAUUUUCUUCAAUAUUUUUUUUCAAAUUCAACAAAUGAUAGGAGUGGCUUAUGAUAGCUAAAAUAUGAUACAAAUGCUUUGGUUUCGAUGUUGUCAACAUAUCUUUGAAAUACCGCGUCAAUUGUUGUUUUUGAUCGUGUUGUCGAUUCAGUGCGAUUGUUACACAUUUUUAAAUUGAAUGUUCUAUUGAGAAAGUCAAUUAAAGGAACCGCUGUAUCCAAUGCAAAAUUUACGUUAAAAUCGCCACUUAAAAUCAUUGGAACUUUAUCGUAAUCUUUUCUAAGUAUCCGCGAUACUUCUGGUGUAUACUUUAUUUUUUCUGUCGAUAUUCACGACACUUUUCUGCAUUGUUUUUCAACAUCAUUGAGGUAAAUAUUUAGAAAUGAAAAAAAUAUUUACUAAUAUAAAAAUACGGACGCAAUACAGCACACGCGGUUGCUAUUUUGAGCGUCGUAACGCGUAUAUUACACAGACGUACUAACAUACACACAAACAUUCGUAGGGCGCUUAGUCUAAGCAACUAUUAGGUAGUGUAGUAUACAUACUACAAUACUCACUAUACUAGCGUGGCUCAGCAGUACGCAGCCACACACAUAUACGUAUGUCAACAUAUAACGCUUCGUAGCCAAGAGUGGUGUCGCUUUUUCGUUUCAUCGAGUCUCAAAUCACUCCCAACGAUUCUAAAGAAGUUUUCACUUCAAAAUGUAACAUUGAUUUGACAUUAGCAGCGGUUGAAAUGUUAUGGUAGGUUCUGCUGCAGAAAUCAGGGCCAUUUCGUUUUUAAUUUGAAAAUUGUAUAAAAAUGUAAUAAAACAUAAACCACAGUUCAAGGACUUUUUAAAAAUUCAGUUUAUUUUAAAAUCCAUGAACUCAGACCAAUGUAUCAUUUAUUUCUACGCAAAAAAUACCUGCUUUAAACAUCCAUUUAAUUUUUUUAUUUUACUUUUUUUCAUUACGUUGAAAAAUAUUCCUGCAUAUGUUAUUUGCUGCCGAAUUAAAUUAAAUUUCAAACGCUGGGUGAACCACCUUGUAAAAUUGCAUUUACUUUAUUUAAGCAGAUUAUGAGACGACUGCCUUUCUUAGGAAAUGAUUUGCUGGCUUAUUAACUGCAAUUUCUCUGUGCAACCAGCAAAUUACCUGCAAGUACCUAAGACAAACUGGUUAGUUCGUUCCUUCCCGACAGUCGGUUCUACAUUACUGGAACAACCCGGAUUUACUAUAUAUCCGGCGAAGGACUGUCACUACAGCAGCACUCUCCGUACAUGUAUGGGGAAUGUUUUUUGUUACAACAACAAAAACAAACUGGUUAGUUGGUUCCCCCAGUUUCUCAACAUCAAGCAGAUCUCUAGGAUUACGUUAGGUUUUCGUCGACUCCUAAAAACUCGUCAAAAAGGCUAUUCCAUACCUACAUCAGGUCAAAGUAGAGAUAAACUCCCAAUAAAUAAUUUGUGUUUUACCCAAUUGAAGAAUAAGGAAACGAGUAACUGCCUGCUUUUCUUUACUGUUUGCUUUAAGCUGCAGUUUUAUGAGUACUUAGUAGAGUAGGCCGCAGUAGCCGAAUGAGUUGGUGUGUGAUUACCAUUUGGAAUUCACAGAGAGAACGUAGGUUUGAAUCUCGGUUAAACACCAAAAUUAAGAAAAAGUUAUUUCUAAUAGCGCCCCACGGCAGGCAAUGGCAAACCUACGAGUGUAUUUCUGCCAUGAAAAAGCUCCUCAUAAAAAUAUCUGCCGUUCGGAGUCGGCUUGAAACUGUAGGUCCCUCCAGUUGUGGAACAACAUCAGGACGCACACCACAAAUAGGAGGAGGAGCUCGGCCAAAUACCCAAAAAGGGUGCACGCGCCAAUUAUAUAUAUAUAUUUAGUAGAGAUUUUAGAGUAACUUUAAAAUAACUCUCAGAGCGCAACCCACUUUACCGUGAGUUCCUACGAACCUGCCAAUUUUAAUGUGUCUUCACUUCCAAAUUUCCACUUGCCGUAAAGUCACUUGCUAAUAAGGAUACCUUUUUUUGCUUUAGGAAAACUAUAAUUUAUGCACUUUUUCCAAUAAAGAGUAGACGCAUAGCUUUGUGGACCUCUAUAUGUGGACCUAGUCAAUAUAAAGAAAGUGGAGCAAUAGUCCUUUGAGGAACUGCUAGAUAUAAGAAACAGGGAGGGAAUAGAAAGAAAGAAAUAUAAAAAUAUUCCGCACAUCAUAUCAAUUAUCCACACCAAGUUUUUUUUUGGGAAAGCGAAAUAGUUGGAAAACAUGUUGAAAUGAUUCGUCCUUGCCAAUUUCCAACCACUAAUCGUAAUAGUGACUUGAGAGGGUGGUAAUGCCCAACGCAUGGUCUAACCACCUUUUCACAUGUCCCACUAAACGCACUCGUCUAACACCCCUCUCACUCUGGACCCAACCUGUCGACACAGCAAGUUUCUUGGACCUACCUUUAGAUGAAUUAGACGCCCGGUGAUAAACACUACACUGACAGGGCUUAGUAUUGCUGCUACAACAACAACAACAGCAACCUAACGCAUGAAUAGAUUAUAAAGCUCGUUCCUAAACUUACACCCGGUCAAAGGCUACCAUUACAGCAUAAUUUCUCAAAAAGUUUAGGGGACAGAUUUUAUGCUGCUACAACAAUAAGAAAAUUAUCACAACUUCAUCUUGGGUUAGCUUGAAUUUUCAGCCACAUGUCGAGUGAUACUUAGAUAUUUUACUUGCAAUGAUUUUUCAUUUAGCGUAUAGGAUAACAACAACCGUUCGAUGAUUUUUGUUCGGGGCUAGUAGGGGUGCUCCCUUGAACUUGAACAAGUUUUGAAAACUCUGAAAAUCUCGAAACAUUUCCAAAAUCGAAAAAACUGUCCAGACUUCUAUAAAAGAUACAUUUGGUGAUAGCAACCUCGAAAAUUCUCUCGUAAGUUUCAGUGGUGCCCUUAUAAUCCAAGAGCCACAGAAAAAGUUGAACUUAAAAUGAAUAAUAGUUCACACUAGAAAAUGAUAAUGGAAGCACUAAUUUUGGGAUUUAAGCUGGCAACAAAGAAUAAAUUUUUCUUCGAGUACAAAGUUUACACUCAGCUGAACGGCUAAUUGCUGAUUUUCGUAAGAUAGGAUGAAAGAUUUUAUCUUAACAUUUUCCUUUAUUAGAAAUCUAAAUUGAAUUUUGUUUUUAAAAUGAAUCUCAUUUCUAUAUCAAUUUUUAUUAUAGGUGUAGAUCAAAUGUGAAAACAGUGUCUAUGAAUUUACUGUUAGAUUAACCGUAAUUUAAAUGAUAUUAAGUAAAUUUAUUUAAUUUUUAUAUGCUGUGACGUUGUACUUCCAAAUUUAGUACUAA
Messenger RNA from Anastrepha obliqua, 9295 nucleotides. Its product is annotated as guanylate cyclase 32E. Lineage: Eukaryota; Metazoa; Arthropoda; Insecta; Diptera; Tephritidae. Gene Ontology annotation, biological process: intracellular signal transduction; protein phosphorylation; cGMP biosynthetic process. The coding region runs from base 604 to 4353 and encodes 1249 amino acids. The transcript is spliced from 17 exons. Gene Ontology annotation, molecular function: guanylate cyclase activity; ATP binding; peptide receptor activity. The record is from RefSeq and is a predicted model, not a curated record. Gene Ontology annotation, cellular component: membrane.